Messenger RNA from Zingiber officinale, 2350 nucleotides. RefSeq names its product pentatricopeptide repeat-containing protein At1g33350-like. Gene Ontology annotation, biological process: RNA modification. The transcript has 3 exons. Gene Ontology annotation, molecular function: protein binding; RNA binding. Bases 57 to 1640 code for a protein of 527 amino acids. The record is from RefSeq and is a predicted model, not a curated record. Lineage: Eukaryota; Viridiplantae; Streptophyta; Magnoliopsida; Zingiberales; Zingiberaceae.
GCUUGGGUAUUUUGAUAAUUUCCCAUCGAGACCUCAGUGGACCUUCAUUUCCAGCCAUGACGAUGCCAUGCGCCACCGCCCCUUCGCCGGCGGCCCUCUCCAUCAACGAGCACCACGUCUCGCUGCUCCACCGUUGCACCACCCUCCGCCAUAUGAAGCAGCUCCAGGCUUUCCUCCUCUCCCUAGGCCACGGACGCACCCAGUUCUACGCCCUCAAGCUCAUGCGCUUCUCCGCCCUCGUCCUCGCCGACAUCCCCUACGCCCGCCUCAUCUUCGAAUCCCUCCCCGCUCCCAACGUCUUCCUCUACUCCGCCCUCAUCUCCGCCUACGCCUCCCGCCCUGAUCCCGACUCCCCCGCCGCCCUCCGCCUCUUCGCCGCCAUGCUCCGCGGCGUCCCCGCCCCUCGCCCCAACGAAUUCAUCUAUCCCUCCCUCCUCAAAUCCUGCUCCGACCCCCGCCUCGCCCGCUCUCUCCACUCCCUCCUCUCCAAGUCCGGAUUCCACGACUUCGCCGUCGUGCGCACCGCGCUCCUUGAUUCCUACUCCAGGUUCUCUGACACCCACGCUGCCCGGUAUCUGUUCGACGAAAUGCCUCAGAAAAAUGUGGUGUCUUGGACGGCUCUUCUCACUGGGUACAUGCGAACAGGGCAGAUGGGGAAAGCCCUCUUCAUGUUUGAAGAAAUGCCCGAUAGGGAUGUCCCUGCUUGGAAUGCAGUGAUUUCUGGGUGCACCCAGAAUGGUCUUUUCUUGGAGGCGCUCUCAUUCUUCUCCAGGAUGGUCGUCGAUGGCGCACUGCCAAAUAUGACGACUGUAUCAUGCCUGUUCUCCGCUUGUGCACACCUUGGUAUGCUCCGGCUUGGGAAAUCCCUCCAUGGGUAUGUCUUCAAAAACAGCAUGGGAAAUAGUCCCUUUGUUUGCAAUGCACUCAUUGAUAUGUAUGGCAAAUGUGGCAAUGUGAAGAAAGCAAGGUGGAUUUUUUCUACAAUGUCUGAGAAGAACAUUACCUCUUGGAAUUCCAUGAUCAAUUGCAUGGCUCUCCAGGGACAUAGCUGUUUGGCGAUAGAAACCUUUCGUGAGAUGGAACAAGAGGGUCCUCAACCUGAUCAAGUCACUUUUAUGGGGCUUCUGAAUGCUUGUACUCAUGCAGGAUUGGUGGAUGAAGGGCUUGGUUACUUCAAUUCUAUGACUCGAGACUAUACAAUUGAUCCCGAGAUCGAGCACUAUGGUUGUGUCAUAGACCUUCUUAGCCGGGCUGGUAGGUUUGAUGUGGCAAUGGAUAUCGUGAGGGAUAUGAGAAUUGAGCCUGAUGAGGUUGUGUGGGGUUCUUUGCUCAAUGGUGCCAGGGUUCAUGGUGCCAAGGACUUGGCUGAAUUGGCACUGAGGAAGCUACUUGAGCUCGAACCUAAGAGUGUGGACUAUGGCUUCAUGCUUGCAAAUUUAUACAGCGAAUGUGGCAAAUGGGAAGAUGUUGGGAAGGUCAGAAAGAGACUGAAUCAACUGGGUGGAAAGAAGUUGCCAGGAUGUAGUUGGAUCGAGGUGGAAAAAAGCAUUCACCAGUUUUAUUCUGGUGAUACAAUUCACCCUGAAGUGGGGCAGAUUUACAAGAUCUUGGAUGAAUUAGUUGACUUUAUGGAAGCAUGAUUUUUUCUCUCCACGGCAUAAUUUCUGCAAAUAUAUAGCCUCAGAUACCAUUUUGCCAGAUGUUGGAGCGUUCAAUCGAAUUGUCAUUUCUAUGAAAGGGUAAAUUUUCACAGCCAUGGCCAACAUUUUUUGUGAUGCCAACGACUUCAAGUUCCUGGUGGAUCGCUGAAUAAUAAUUUUGUCCUUUAUUCACAGCCACGAGUUAGGGAAUAACCAUGAGCAGUGGAUCAGCUCUACUAAGUCUGUCCUAGAUCCAUUUAUCGCAGCACAAAUAAAUAGAUCGCUGGCCAAUAUCCUUGCACUUGAUUGUUGUCAUUCUGCAAGAGAAGAGACGCUCAGCCCUAUAUUCUCUUCUAAAGGUUCAGUGCCGGCUGAUUCAGUGCCGGCUGAGUUAUUUAUCGGCUGAAAUGCUAGGAGGAGAGAAUAAGAAUUGAGAGUUCAGGUGACGACAAUAGAUAAAAUGAUGAAAGAUCGGGUCCAGGCAGUGGUGGGAGAACGGGUUCAAGCAACAGUAGACCACCGAGUGAAGGUGACAGUGGACUAGUAGAUUCAUGUCUCCAUUUAUGUUGCCUUUUGCUUUUCCAGAUUCUUUAAAUUCGCAUGAAUUUAAUUUCCAGAAGACUCAAGAUCCUACGGCUACAUGUAACUAGGUUUUAUAUGUUGUGUAUUUAUGUCAUAAAGAUUUUUGGAAAGAUAUUUAUAUUUUUGAA